GCAGAAACCCAGAGGUGUGAGCUGGGAAGCCGGGCCAUGUCAGGAAGCCAACUGUGGGCUGCUGUACUCCUGCUGCUGGUGCUGCAGAGUGCCCAGGGUGUCUACAUCAAGUACCAUGGCUUCCAAGUCCAGCUAGAAUCGGUGAAGAAGCUGAAUGAGUUGGAAGAGAAGCAGAUGUCCGAUCCCCAGCAGCAGAAAAGUGGCCUCCUCCCCGAUGUGUGCUACAACCCCGCCUUGCCCCUGGACCUCCAGCCUGUUUGUGCAUCCCAGGAAGCUGCCAGCACCUUCAAGGCCUUGAGGACCAUUGCCACUGAUGAAUGUGAGCUGUGUAUAAAUGUUGCCUGUACGGGCUGCUGAUGAAAUGACUCCAGACACCUACCCCCACAGCCUACCCUGCCCAUACUUAGGUACCAUUGACAUAAUUACCACCCUCCCAGCACAAAUGGAUCCAUAGCAAGACAAUAUGGAUGCAGAGCCGCCAUAUUUGGUCCCCAGGCAGCUGCACCGGAAUAAAAAUGUUACCCGC
This is a messenger RNA of Rattus norvegicus (Norway rat), 526 nucleotides long. It is a transcript of the gene Guca2b, whose product is annotated as guanylate cyclase activator 2B. Gene Ontology annotation, biological process: multicellular organism growth; energy homeostasis; reduction of food intake in response to dietary excess. Gene Ontology annotation, molecular function: guanylate cyclase activator activity. The transcript is spliced from 3 exons. Bases 37 to 357 code for a protein of 106 amino acids. The record is from RefSeq and is marked provisional. Gene Ontology annotation, cellular component: extracellular region. NCBI's taxonomy places the organism in Eukaryota, Metazoa, Chordata, Mammalia, Rodentia, Muridae.